AUGGCCUCAAGCUGCAUUACAAGUCCCUGGGGCGGCUGUCGAAGUAACGUGCCUGCACUGUCGGAGUUACUCCCCUCUGAGUUCCUCGAAGAAAUACCAUUGUCCCUCGAAGUAACGUGCCUGCACUGUCGGAGUUACUCCCCUCUCCUUCCAUUGUCCCUCGAAUCGAGCACGAGCAGUUGGCCAGCCAUACCAACCCAGGUCGCAUGCAUGCACCUUCUCCCCAUACCACCCUUCUCUCCUCGCCCAUCCUUCGCCAUCCUUUCCUCAGGCCUCUUGUCUCUUGUGGAAUCUGAGGUAUUACAAGAGCACGAGCAGUCGCCCAACCGCCCGCUCUUUCUAGUGGGGGAGUCAUUCGGUGCUCUGCUGGCUGCAGCAGUGGCGGCGAGGAACCCCUCCUUGCCUCUCACUCUCGUCCUCAUCAACUCAGGUCAGAAACGGAAGUUGGGUAGUAGGCAGGCAUCAGGUGGUUCUAGGCAUUACGGGAGCAAGAGCAGUGGCUCAGCCGGCCGCUCUUUCUCGUGGGGGAGUCGUUCGGUGCUCUCCUCGCUGCAGCAGUGGCGGCGCGAAACUCCUCCUUGCCUCUCACUCACUCCCGUACUCAUCAACUCAGCCACCAGCUUCCCCCGCUCCUCGCUCCAGCCCCUCAUCCCUCUGCUCAAGAGCGUCCCUGCAGAGGCCUACUCCGCCCUUCCCUUCCUCUUCAGCCUCGCCAUAGUGAACCCAAUCCGCAUAUCAUCUGGCGGUUUACCUCUUGACGCCUCUCCUUUGGAUCGUUUGGAGAAGCUAAAAGACAAUCUGCUCGGCCUGCUGCCCUCUCUGCCUCUCCUCAUGGAGUUACUCCCACAAGCCACGCUGGAGUGGAAGCUACACCUGCUGGAGAGUGGUUCUGCCUUCACAGAACCUCUGCUGCCUUCCGUUCGCGCACCAACACUCAUCAUUGCUGG
Molecule: messenger RNA, 947 nt
Organism: Closterium sp. Naga37s-1
Lineage: Eukaryota; Viridiplantae; Streptophyta; Zygnematophyceae; Desmidiales; Closteriaceae
Source: the annotation of a GenBank genome assembly